Vespa velutina is the source of this 8019-nucleotide messenger RNA. RefSeq names its product tyrosine-protein phosphatase 10D (gene Ptp10D). The transcript is spliced from 20 exons. NCBI's taxonomy places the organism in Eukaryota, Metazoa, Arthropoda, Insecta, Hymenoptera, Vespidae. The coding region runs from base 1827 to 6518 and encodes 1563 amino acids. The record is from RefSeq and is a predicted model, not a curated record. Gene Ontology annotation, biological process: protein dephosphorylation. Gene Ontology annotation, molecular function: protein tyrosine phosphatase activity; protein binding.
AGUGGGGAGAAGUAUAGAGAGAAAAGAGGGGACAGUAAUGGCGAGGAUCGGCAAUGGUGGGGAGUUAGAGUGGUAUCCGGCUGGGGCUAGCCCCAGGUCUGUUGGUGGAGGAUGAGGAGAGAUGGGGAGACGGUGAAACGAGUGGAAUGGAAAGGCAGUCAGCGGGGUCGUCGAGUCGAAGAGACGAGUGAACAGACGAGGGAGCGAACAUCGCGGCAAAGCCAAGAGCGCUGUUUGCCCGGCGCUUUCCUCGGUCGAGGCACGGCACGCUCGUCUUCGUCGUCGUCAUCAUUGUUAUCGUCACGUGUCAUUAAAAAAAGUGUCAUUUUUCGUUUCUUUCGUAACAGAAAAGAACGUUUGCGAACUCAAGUGUCCUUUCUCAAGUAUUUAGGAAUCCUAUUAAAAAAUGAAAGGAUAGACGAAGUAUAUUCCUGUGUCUUUCUUUCUUUUUUGAAAUUUCUUUUUUUUUUUUUUUUUUUUUUUUUUUUUUUUUUUUUUAAUCAUCAUUCUACUAUCUUCCAAGUUUUUUCUUCUACUCUCAUUCCAAUCUCUUUCGCGUCCUUGUCCAAUUCAGGUAGUCUGAUAAUUUGUCUUCCUCCCAGUCACCUGCUCAUUCCAAUUUUCUACCAUCAGCACCACCUACGCGAGCCGUGCCCUCUUUAAUCGUGACAGUUCGAGCGAGGGACGGAUCAAGUCAUGUUUCUCGAAAGUUUUAAUUGAUCCUAAAGUGAUCUAGCAAGAAAUCAUCAUUAAAUCAUUAAAAGAAAGAAGUAUUGUAUUUGGAGCACAAGAUGACAAUACUUUGUGUCAAGAAGAACAAAGCUUGUUAUCAAAGAGUGUCGAAAGCAAGUAGGAGCAGAGAUUUAAAGUGAAAGUACAUGAAUUUGUAAAGUAUACUUGGACACUGGACAACGGUAUCAGGAUGAUGGAGUUUGAAGUGUCGUGAGAAGAAAGACCGACUGGGGUCUUCUUCGAAAGAAUCUUUUGAAAGAAAGAAUCUUUCGGGAAAGCAGGAAAGAAGAAAAGUAAAGACAAAAGAAAAGAAUUUGUCGUCUAUUCGGUCGAUAAAGCUCAUCGAGCCGGUCGGAGUCUAGACGGAUAUGGCUACUGUUGUUCCUUCCACCGGUGCUGUUGCUGCUGGUGCUGUUCCUCGGCUUUUCCAUCACCAUCGUCAUCGCAGCACACGUCGCCACCACUACCAGGUACUACGUCGUCAGCCGUGUAGUAGCGAGUCAGGCGAACAGGUGCUGCUACUGCUGCUGCUGCUGCUGCUCCUACCCUCCUCCUCCUCCUCCACCUCCUCCUCCUCCUCCUCCUCCUCCUCCUCCUCUAUCUCCUCCACCUCCUCUUCUACCUUCUGCGUCGUCGUUCAGGAUAGGAUUCGGCGAGACCUCUCGUGAUAGCGGACACACGAGUCUCGAGCUACGGAACGAUUUCUCUGUUGCUUGUUCUUCUCUUCGUCAAACGUAGUUGUCGAUCGAUUUGUCAGGCCACGCACAUUCCGCGCGCAUUCCCGCUAUUCUUAGUGGCGUAGGUGUCCAUUUCUCUUUCUCUUUCUUUCUCUUUCCCUUUCUCUUUUUUUUACACCCUUAUCCUCUUUGUCAUUCUCCUCGUUUUCAUCUUCUUGGUGUAUAUAUUAUAUAGUGUAGUGCGUGUGCAAGUGCGCCACGAGAAAGAGAUUGAGGAGGGUGAAGAAGUUGAAAACGAAGAAGUAGAAGAAGAAGGGGAAAAGAAUUAAAGGGAGAAAAAAGAAGAAGAAAAAAGAUAACAUACACAGGAGAAGGACCGUCGACGUCACUGCGCGCGUCUGGCCUUCUCGCCGGAGGAUGACGAGCAUGCGAAGGGUCGACUGUCCGCGACCGAUUUCACGGAUCUGUGGGACUCUUCUUUUGUUACUGAUACUACUCACCGAGGUCUCCUAUUCGGCCGAUCUAGCGAUCGAAAUUCCAGGUAAUUUGAGUCAAGGCGGUUCUUGGUACCGACUGGAUUACAGUCCUGCUGUUGGUUAUCCACAGCCAAACACUACUAUAGCCGCAACAGACAUCGGUGAUGUUAUCAAGUUCAGGGAUGGUCUUCCGGGUACAAAAUAUGAGUUUUGGCUAUACUACAGUAACGGCACUCUUCACGAUUGGCUCACGUGGGCUGCUUCGAUCACGACAGCACCGGAUCCACCCUCCAAUUUGACCGUAUCUGUUCGCAAUGGGAAAACCGCGAUCGUAUAUUGGUCGCCGCCAGCCCAGGGCAAUUAUUCUGGUUUCCGCCUGAGGGUACAAAGCUUCAGCGACACCGGAAAUCCAAGGACGAGUGUGAUACCCGCCGAUGCUGUGCCCUAUACACUUCGUGAUUUGACGCCCGGGGCGACAUACUCCCUUCAACUCUUCACGGUGCUGGACACCAAAGAGAGCGUGGCCUACACAAGCAGGAACUUUACAACCAAACCAAAUACGCCAGGGAAGUUCAUCGUGUGGUUUAGAAAUGAGACUACGUUAUUGGUACUCUGGCAGCCACCUUAUCCUGCUGGGAUUUAUACCCACUACAAAGUUAGCAUUGAUCCCAAGGAUGCGAUCGAAUCGGUCCUUUAUGUGGAGAAAGAAGGUGAACCACCUGGACCAGCUCAGGCUGCGUUCAAAGGACUCGUCCCUGGUCGAGCUUACAACAUUUCGGUACAAACAGUUUCUGAAGAUGAGACCUCGACUCCAACGACUGCUCAAUAUCGCACCGUACCAUUGCGACCUUUGAACGUAACUUUUGACAAAUCUUCUAUAACAUCUACUUCAUUUAGAGUGUUCUGGAAACCACCGAAUGGAACAUCCGAGUUCGACAAAUAUCAGAUAUCUCUCGGCGGUAAUCGAAGACUCGCACCUGUUACUAAAAACCGGGAUGAUGAGAGUAGAUUGGAAUUUAAGGAUUUGGAACCUGGAAAAACAUAUCAGGUUGUUGUAAAAACGGUCUCUGGCAAGGUCACCAGUUGGCCAGCUAGUGGUGACGUUACUCUCAAACCAUUACCGGUCCGAGAUCUUCGAGCAGACAUCGAUGAGAGAACAGGUAUGGUUGAAGUAUCGUGGAAUCCGGAAAAUAGUAGUACGCAAGAUAGUUAUAAGCUUCAGUAUCAUGAAGUGGAAACGACUAUCGGUGGUGAUAGCAACACUUUAACAACUGAUAAAACCAGAGUCACAUUGGAAGCUCUGCUGCCAGGUCGAAAUUAUUCCAUAAUAAUCCAAGCGAUCAGCAGUAAAGUUGAAUCAAAUGAGACAGUACUUUAUCAAGUAACACGUCCGUCUAGUCCGAUAAUCGAAGAUUUGAAAUCGAUCGAGAAAGGUUUGAAUAUAUCCUGGAAGAGUGACGUAAACUCCAGGCAAGAAAAGUUCGAGGUGACGCACAACAGAAACGAUACAGGCGAAAGUGCGACCACCUUGACCACAGAGUCGCACAUUGUUUUAGAAGAUCUUUAUCCUGGUGCGGGAUACGAGGUCAAGGUUUUCGCUAUUAGUCAUGGCCUUAGGAGCGAGCCGCAUGCACACUUUCAAGCAGUCCUGCCUCAUCCACCAAAGAAUUUGAGCAUUGAAAAAGUUACCAGUAACACUGUACUCGUCCAUUGGGAGGCACCAACGGAUUCAAUAUUUUCUGAAUAUUCUAUUAGAUAUCGUACGGAAGACGAACCAAGAUGGGUGAAGCUUCCAAGUGUUCGAGAAAUUGGCGAAGCGGAAGUCGCCGAUAUGACACCAGGAGAGAGAUACACGAUACAAGUGAAUACUGUAAGCUAUGGAGUAGAAAGUUUACAUCCCUUACAAGUAAAUCAUACGAUUCGACCAAAUCCAGUAUUAAACAUUCAUCCGAUCGUGGAUUCAACGAAUGUAACAUUAGAGUGGCCAAGACCCGAAGGUAGGAUUGAAACCUACGUGAUAAGAUGGUGGCCUGUCGAGAAUCCGCAAGAUAUAAGAGCAAAAAAUGUCACGGAAAGCCCUGAAAUUUCUGCUCUUAUCUUCGACGAGAACACCGUUCAUACAGAAAGAGUACUCGUUGGCGAUCUGAUGCCAGGGAUGCAGUAUUCCUUCAUCGUCUAUACCAUAUCUUAUGAUCUAGUCAGUGAAAUCACCAAUUUAACGACAAGAACAAUGCCGCUGAUCCAGUCCGAAGUCGUGGUGGUGGUAGAUCGCGAUCAACCGGGCUCUUUAACGCUAAGGUACACCCCAACACCGAUUCAAUCAUCGAAAUUCGAUCUUUAUCGCUUUCGGAUCAACGACGAGAACAAUACGACUAAGGAGCGUCGUGUAGAUGAUACUGACACGAAGGUCACCUUUACUGGCCUUACACCCGGUAGGCUUUACCAAGUGACCGUGUGGACUGUCAGUGACAACGUGGAAAGUCGACCAUUGAUUAGACAGGAUAGACUCUAUCCUGAACCGAUCACUACGAUAAAUGCGACCGACGUUAACGAUACCAGGAUUACGUUGACUUGGGACGUGCCACGAGGAGAAUAUGACACUUUCGAAGUGCAGUAUAUAAACACCGAAGGCAACUACAUCCAAAAUUUAACAUCUGUUAACACGAUAACCAUAUCCGACUUGAAGCCAUAUAGAAAUUACACGUUCACGUUGGUCGUUCGCUCAGGAACUGAAUCAUCCUAUUUGAGGGUGUCGAAUCCGCUUAGUGCCAGUUUCACCACGAGCGAAUCUUAUCCUGGUAGAGUGGACAAGUUCUAUCCAACGGAUAUACAACCUAGUGAGAUCAGCUUCGAAUGGUACUUGCCGAGUCAGGAGCAUAAUGGUAUCAUCAGAAAGUACAGCAUCACUUAUGGCUUGGAGGGCUCAACGCACACGCAGAUGCAAGACUUCAGGCCAAUUGAAUUUCGUGGUGUCAUAAAAUCCCUCAUACCUGGCAAGACAUACCUCUUUCGCAUUCAAGCCGAGACGAAGGUCGGUUACGGGCCUGAGGUAGUUUGGAAACAAAAGAUGCCAAUAAGGGCACCACCAAAACCGCCUACACAAGUUGUACCAACCGAGGUCUGUAGGAGCAGUACUACGAUACAAAUACGGUUUAGAAAGAAUUACUUCAGCGAACAAAAUGGUGCUGUAAUUUCGUAUACUAUCAUCGUUGCUGAAGAUGACAGCAAAAAUGCAUCUGGUCUUGAAAUGCCUAGCUGGAGAGACGUUCAAGCUUAUAGCAUUUGGCCUCCUUAUCAGGUCAUGGAGCCUUAUUAUCCUUUUAAAAAUGGAUCGGUAGAAGACUUUACGAUCGGGUCAGAAAAUUGUGACAACAAAAUUGGCUAUUGCAACGGACCCCUAAAAUCUGGUUCAACCUACAGAGUAAAAGUACGAGCUUUUACAGCUCCUGACAUGUUCACGGAUACCAGCUAUAGUUUUCCAAUUCAAACAGGAUUGCUGCUGGCAGAUAAGGAUAACACAGCUAUCAUAGUUGGAGUAACUGUCCCGAUUGUUCUUCUACUGUCUUUAUUGGGUAUCGGCUUGCUCGUGAGGAGAAGACGAAGCCAAGGAAGAAAGACUACUGAGACCAGAGCCACAGAUAAUUUAUCUUUACCAGAUAGUGUUAUAGAAACGAGUCGUCCCAUUAAAGUAGAAGAUUUUUCCGAACACUAUAGAAAUAUGUCGGCGGAUUCAGAUUUUCGCUUUUCGGAAGAAUUCGAGGAGCUUAAGCACGUUGGGAGGGAUCAACCUUGUACCGCUGCUGACUUACCAUGUAACAGACCAAAAAAUCGUUUUACGAAUAUAUUACCUUACGAUCACAGCAGAUUCAAAUUACAACCGGUAGACGAUGAAGAGGGCUCGGAUUAUAUAAACGCUAAUUAUGUCCCUGGUCAUAAUUCACCAAGAGAGUUUAUCGUAACGCAAGGUCCUUUACACUCGACGCGUGAUGAUUUCUGGAGAAUGGUGUGGGAGAGUAAUAGCAGAGCUAUCGUGAUGCUCACGCGAUGUAUCGAAAAGGGUAGGGAAAAGUGCGAUCAUUAUUGGCCCAUGGAUACUUUGCCGGUUUACUAUGGUGAUAUUUGUGUAACGAUAUUAAACGAGGCGCAUUAUCCAGAUUGGAGUAUCACGGAGUUCAUGUUGUGCAGGGGGGACGUGAAAAGGGUGAUACAACAUUUCCACUUCACAACAUGGCCAGAUUUUGGUGUUCCAAGUCCACCCCAAACAUUAGCAAGAUUUGUUCGAGCUUUCCGAGAACGAGUAAGACCAGAUCAACGACCAAUAGUCGUUCAUUGUAGCGCUGGUGUAGGACGUAGUGGUACAUUUAUCACGUUAGAUAGGAUACUUCAACAGAUCUUGGUGUCAAAAUACGUUGAUAUUUUUGGAAUUGUUUGGGCUAUGAGAAAGGAGAGAGUUUGGAUGGUACAGACUGAACAACAAUACAUUUGCAUACACCAGUGUCUUCUUGCUGUCUUAGAAGGACAAGACACUACAGGACCACCUCGUGAGAUUCAUGACAAUCAAGGGUUCGAAGGAAAGAAUCGAAGCUCGGUCGAAAACGCUAAGAGUCCUGCCGAGGAUGAAAAGGAGAGGUGACCUUCGAACUCCGAAUCCUGCGUCGAUGAUGACGAAGGAAUAGCCGAGUCGGGAAUGUGAUGAUCCGAUUACUGGUUAUUAAGGAUAUCGACUUGCGAGCAUGGACGUCCUAUUUCUAAAAUAUUUUAGUAUCUGACGUACGUCUGAUUCUUCAGGGUUUUCUGAAUCUCGCCAAAGGAAAGAUCAGAGAAAAGUCAGAGGAAUUUAGGGAAGACAUUUAGAAAAGAUAAAAGCAGAUAACAAAUAGAACAGAUUAUGAGAGUUUGAAAUGAGAAAGAGAAAGAGAGAUAGUACGAUCAAUUUUAUAAUCCCAUUUGGAAUCUUUCACGUUGUCGGAUGUUUAGUUACUCAUCGACGAUAAGUAUAAUCAGUUAGAGGACUUGUUUGACUUAAUAACGUUGUCCAUACUCAGUUUCAUCCGACCGAAAACUUCCAGUUUAAAGGGAGUUUGAUCUCAUCGAUUUACUCUUAUUGCAAACAAUUUUUGCUCUAAUGCUGUUAUUAAGACAGCCUUGUCAAUCUUGAAGACAAGAGGAAAAGAUUGAAUUUGAAGCUGUCAAGUGCAUUCAUCGAAUAACAAAGGAAUACAACGCUGUAUGAUCGUUGUUGCUUGAAAAAAGAAUAAAAGAGAGAGAGAGAGGGAGAGAGAGAGAGGGAGAGAGAGAGAGAGAGAGAGAGAGAGAGAGAGAGAGAGAAAGAGAAGUCGUAAUAUAUCGUAUACGCGUAGCUGCCAUUUUCUGUGCAUAGUAAUUAUCGUACGUGCUCGCGUUGAUCCCUUAGAUAGAUACAGAUUUGCAUAUCAUAAUGAAUUACCAAGUGAACAAAUUCAAUUGGGUUGUCACGAUCGAUUCGCUUUCGUUUUAAAUGCACGUAUGAACAUUUGGAAAUUUGAAAUUAAAUAUUGGACAAAACAUUUUGUCCAAUUGUUUAAAAAUUAAAUAAGAAUUUUUAUAAUUCGAGUAUUCUUCUUUAAUAUUACAAAUCUAUGAUGAAUUUAAUAACAAAACGUUCGAACGUGGAUUUGUGACGAGUGCGACGUCGAAUUUUGCUAUUUCAUCUAGCUGUUAUCAAAAAUGACAACCAUCCGUCCAAGAGCCGUUCUAGACGUGCCAAUUAAGUGUUAAAGAAUUAAUUAAAUGAAGAAAGAAGUAAAAGAUGUGGACGAAGCGGGAAAAAAUGUGAAGAUACUGUUUUUUGAAUCAUUACUCUCGAGUUAGGCCAAACAAGUGGGAACAAGAAACUCGCAUCUUCGUAGAAGCCAUAUCACUUUUUCAUGGAUAAAUCACUAACCGAUAACGUGUCUUUAUGGUUAUCGAACUAUUUCAGACGAAUAUCUUGUGAAAUAUUGCUUUCAGUAUUUAAGUUCGAUUUUUUAAUGCAAUUAAAGAAGGUACGAGAGAGUACUUAAUUUUUCGUAAAACGACGAAAGCGAGAGAGAGAGAGAGAGAGAGAGAGAGAGAGAGAGAGAGAGAGAGAGAGAGAGAGAGAGAGAGAGAGAAAG